This is a messenger RNA of Amoebophrya sp. A25, 2475 nucleotides long. NCBI's taxonomy places the organism in Eukaryota, Dinophyceae, Syndiniales, Amoebophryaceae. The record is from the annotation of a GenBank genome assembly.
UCUCCUCGAUACAGAAAGAUCAAGAAUAAUCUCUUCUUCGUCCUCCCAAACUCAGAAACUACACCUAUACCCAAAAUUUCAAAAGCGUAUCACCUCUAGUGCAACCAAUUGUUAGAAAGAGUAAGAGGAAGAAUUAAAGAUGUCUGCCGCUGCUCGACCGAGCAAGAAAAAACCCGAGGCUGCUGGGUCACCACCAGGAGUCAUCGGUGGCGUUGUUCCCUCAGCGCGAAGUGACGAGGACAUCGCUUUUCUGCUGGAGCGGUCGCCGAAAGAGGACCGAAAGAGAAGAAGACUCCGAUGUCCUGUUCGCGGCGAGAAGAAGGAAGCAGGAAACGAUGUUGGAGAUGAUGUUGGAGAGUCUUCGGCAGCUGCGCUUGAUCAUUGGGCUUCUAUGGAUACAAUCACGCAAGCAGCUGUACGAGCCGAACGAGUCAGCGAAUUAGUAGUCGACGCGUCGCGGUCAUUGAUGCUUUAUCGAUUCCAUGAUAUUACAACAUCAAGCACGCAGGAACAGGAUAUUAACUACAAGGAGACCACUUGUACUUCUAAGGCUACGUCGUCAAGAUCAAGCACAGACGAGGAGGAUAAGGAGAUGACCACGAUGACCACUACGGGGGCUGCGGGUGCCGUAUGCUGCUCUUCUAGUAGUACAGGAGUGUCCACCACCGCGGUGACAAAAACGUCAACCACGAACAAGAAGGUUUUCCUCAUCUAUCCUGGUCUUCAUGGUCAUGCACGCUGCGUGAACGCUUGGUACAUGGCUGAAUCUUUUUUUGCUGCAGAGAAAAAGGCAAAUCUUCAAAGUGAAACAAGAAGUCCACAGGAGGACAAUCUUCAAAGUGAAACAAGAAGUCCACAGGAGGACGUCAACAACGAGCACAUCAUCGUCUACGCCGUUGAUUACCCUGGACAUGGUGGAGCUCGUGGAGUCGCACGAGGGUUGAUAGAAUACCCAUUGAUUACGGAUAUCGCGACGAUGGCUGCGGCACAAGUGCAAGCGUGGCAUCCAGACCGUGACUUGCACUGCGCUGCUAUGAGUAUGGGUGGUGCGAUUUUACUGAGCGUUGUGACGAAGUAUGGGUUGAGGGAGAAAGAAGGAAUAGAGCAGGUCGUGGACGAUGUGGCAAUGAAGAGCGAGGAAAGUCAAAGUAAGAACAACACAACGAAAAGUACAACAGCACCAGCAACAUCAAGAACUUCAUCACGACCCACAACCACUUCUACGUCUUCGCCGGCUGCUCAGCAAACUUCAUCUCCCUCCAGGACUGCUAAGGAGCCUCUCUCUUUCGAAGAGAUUCUCGAGAACCCCAAGAAGAACUUGCGUGUGCGAUCUGUGAUUCUGACUGCGCCACUCAUUGCGCCGUACCCACUGCGCAAGGCACCAAGAUUUGCAUUGGAUUUGAUGUCACGCGCAAUGAACAAGUUGAUUCCUCGUGUAGCCGUAGCUGGCGGCGCUAAGAACAAAAAGACCGAAGAACUUCUGAUCCGUGCCACAGGAGAUGUAACCAAGAGGCAAGAAUGCAGGGAUGAUUUGCUCCAUCAUAAGGGUGGUUGCAGAGCAGGCACAGCGCAUUGCGCUUUGCAGUUGUGCUUGCGUAACAUGGACUCGGCACCAACGAGAAUGCGGAUACCGUGUUUGGCCUUAGUGGCUGAGGACGAUGCGAUGGUCGAUGACAAUGCAGUGAAGCCGUUUUUUGCGUCAGCCAAGUUGAUGCCAAGUAAAAGCGCAGUGCACAUUCUCUCAGACACGAAACACUCGAUGUUCUGUGAAAGCAAGGAAAAGCUAGCGCGAACGACAGUACCGAUUCUGGCAGAUUGGUUUGCUUCUUUCGCCGCGCCAACUUCUAGUUCGCAGGAGCAAGCGCAGUUGUAAAGAGAUAGGCCUACUAACAGCGCUGAGUCGUGAUCGACUACUGCAGCAGACUUUUUGAACCAUAUUUUCGCCGGCAACUGAAGUUUCCGAUUUAGAAGUACUGGAACAACUACAUGUAAGAGAAACAAGUAGCAGACAGGGAACAAGAUCAUAACGAACGAACCCCGACACAUUUAUUUUCCAUGUUGGUGUGGCAGUCGUAAGAUGAACAUAGAUACUACUACUUCACAUGAAAUUAUAUCUGAACUUGAUGUUGUACAGAAAUAAAUGCGCAUGUACUACAACUAAGGUUGAUGUUCAUUUUAGCAUGCUUCACGUUCACACGCAAACUCAAGAACACGACACGUAAGUACAUUUUUUCUUAACCCGCUCAUUUCCCCUGCUUCGUUGUCCGAACACGACCGACUGCGCCACCUCCUUUGAAUGACUCGUUCAUGAGGACAAAAUGUUCUCGAUUAUAACGAAUGUAUUCCCAAACCUGAGGCACUGCUGAUUCGAAGUUUAUAUGUACUUAAGUAGCCGGUUCGUUCUAAGGAAAAGACGAGCUUCAUUGAUGUAAACGCUCGAAGAAAGUUCUCUGCAGGCUAGUGCGUUAUUGCCAG